CCUCUAGCCUGGGUUGUGCGUUGCUCGUGUGCAUAUAUACACGUACGUCGGGUGAAAUUUCCUGUUGGACGAUGUGGAAGCUGAAGAUUGGCGGGGCCAGUGGGCCGUGGCUACGGUCGACCAGCGAGUUCCUCGGCAGGCAGGUGUGGGAGUUCGACCCCGACGCCGGCACGGCCGAGGAACGCGCCGAGGUGGAGAGGAUGCGUCGGGACUUCACGGAGCACCGGUUCCAGAGGAAGGAGUCCCAGGACCUCCUCCUACGCUUGCAGUACGCAAAAUUAAACUCACUUGGCGUAAAUAAUCCAAAGAUCAAGCUUGAAAACAUUACGGAAGUCACAGAAGAAUGCAUAUCAACAUCAUUGACGAGAGCUCUAAAUCAGUGGUGUACUCUCCAAGCACAUGAUGGCCACUGGCCUGGUGAUUAUAGUGGAAUUUUGUUCAUUAUGCCUAUGUUCAUAUUCUCAUUGUAUGUUACGAGAUCCCUGGACAUAGUUAUAUCCUCGGAACAUCGACGUGAAAUAUGUCGGCAUAUUUACAACCAUCAGAAUGAGGAUGGUGGUUGGGGAAUACAUGUUAGGGGACCAAGCAACAUGUUUGGCUCAUGCUUAAAUUAUGCAGCAUUAAGGCUUCUUGGUGAGAUGUUACAUGGUAAUGAUGCGUUGAUCAAAGGGCAGGAUUGGAUUUUAUCGCAUGGAACUGCAACUCAUGUACCACAAUGGGGAAAGAUAUUUCUAUCAAUACUUGGUAUCUACGACUGGUCAGGAAACAAUCCAAUUAUACCAGAACUAUGGUUGGUUCCAUACUUUCUCCCAAUUCAUCCAGGACGAUUUUGGUGCUUUUGUCGGUUGGUGUAUAUGUCAAUGGCAUACCUUUAUGGGAAGAAAUUUGUUGGGCCCAUUACUCCGACUAUAUUGGCAUUACGAGAGGAGCUCUAUUGUGGACCAUAUGAAAAUAUUGACUGGAAUAAGGCUCGUGAUUCUUGUGCUAAGGAAGACCUUCAUCAUCCACAUUCACAGGCGCAAAGUAUUAUAAAUGGUUGUCUUAAUAGGUUUGUAGAGCCAAUGUUAAAUUAUUGGCCCGCAAACAAGCUAAGGGAGAGAGCUAUGAGUAACCUCAUGGAACAUAUUCAUUAUAAUGAUGAAACAACUGAAUAUAUUACCAUUUGUCCCGUUGACAAGGCAUUGAAUAUGAUAUGUUGUUGGGUAGAAAAUCCAAAUUCAAAUGCUUUCAAGCAACAUCUUCCAAGAGUAUAUGACUACUUGUGGCUAGCAGAAGACGGCAUGAAGGCAAAGAUUUACGACGGUUGCCAAAGCUGGGAGACUCCAUUUAUAAUUCAAGCUUUUUGCUCAUCAAAUCUUAUUGAAGAAUUUGGUCCAACUAUAGAGAAGGCUCAUGAGUUUAUAAAGAAAUCACAGGUUCGUAAAAAUUAUCCAAGUUAUCAAAGUUUUUAUCGCCAUAGAUCAAAAGGUUCGUGGACUCUUUCCACAAUAGACAAUGGUUGGUCUGUUUCUGACUGUACCGCUGAAUCCGUCAAGGCAUUGUUGUUGUUAUCAAAGAUAUUGCCAAAGCAUGUUGGCGACUCAAUAGAAGAAGAAAGGUUGUAUGAUGCUAUUGACUGCAUCCUUUCUUUCAUGAACAAAGACGGUUCAUUUUCUACAUAUGAAUGCAAAAGAACAUAUUCCUGGCUAGAGGUUCUCAAUCCCUCCGAGAGCUUUCAGAACAUUGUCAUCGAUCAUCCAUCUGCUGAAUGCACAGCAUCCGUGCUUGAUGCACUUGUAUUGUUCACUGAGCUGUAUCCAAUGUAUCGCAAAAAAGAGAUAGAAAAAUGUACUGAAAGUGCAGUUAAGUUUAUUCAGAGCAAACAACAGGAUGACGGUUCCUGGUACGGCACUUGGGGCAUUUGCUUCACUUACGGAACCUUCUUUGGGGUAAAAGGAUUAGCUGCUGCUGGAAGAACCUAUAAUAAUAGUUCUUCUAUCAGAAAAGCAUGCAACUUUCUAUUGUCAAAGCAACAAAGUACAGGUGGAUGGGGGGAAAGCUAUCUUUCUAUCGAAACGGAGGUGUAUGUUGACAACGGUGCUCCGCACGCAGUGGACACUGCAUGGGCAAUGUUAGCUUUAAUAUAUGCUGGACAGGUUGAAAUAGAUCCGGCACCACUACAUCGGGCAGCACUAGUGCUGAUGAACAUGCAGCUAGAAUCAGGCGAGUUUCCCCAGGAGGAACAUAUUGGAUGUGCUAACUCCGCCUUUUACUUCAACUAUCCUAACUACCGCAAUGUUUUCCCCAUUAUGGCUCUCGGAGAGUUUCGGCGCCGACUUAUUGCAAACCAGAACAAAGAUGGGUGCAAUUGAGUAUGAGAUACUUGAGACAAACACAUCUCGCAAAAACUUUGCUCAGGCACAAUGUUUUUCAGUGAUGUGCCAUAGUAGUACAUCACGUAUAUGUUUCUGUAGUUUUAGUUUCUGUUAGACUUUCAGAAUUAAUCUCAGAAUGAAUGGGCUAUCAUUG
Molecule: messenger RNA, 2508 nt
Organism: Lolium rigidum
Lineage: Eukaryota; Viridiplantae; Streptophyta; Magnoliopsida; Poales; Poaceae
Product: achilleol B synthase-like
Exons: 18
Coding region: 72-2351 (759 amino acids)
Biological process (GO): triterpenoid biosynthetic process
Cellular component (GO): lipid droplet
Molecular function (GO): intramolecular transferase activity
Source: RefSeq, a predicted model, not a curated record